AGGUCUUGCUGAUAGGAUGCAAGAUCUCAGACUCACAGUAUCAUGUGCUGUCAGUGACAAGUGAUGGUGGUAAUAAUAUCACUGAAAAAGCUAAACAGAUUUCGAGUACCCUCCCAGGGGGCAUAUAUGUCCUCGGCGUUGCCAUGGAUACAAAUCCGAAGCAACUCAAGACCCAGUUGAAUUUAGUAAGAGGUUUAUUAGCUUCAAUUAAGAAGAAAAGUAGAGGAGGAGGAGGGAGGGAUCAAUUGCUAUUGAUAUAUUAUUCACAGGAGUCAAAAAAGUUACGAUGUUUGUCAGUAGACAUUGAUGACCCUCAGUCAGUUUUACAACUACCAGGCUCUGAAGUAAAGGCAACACAAAAAGAACUGCUUGUAGGACAUGCCUAUCUCUCCUUUGAAACUGAACAAGUUAUUGAAAUAAAAGGAAGAGAUGCUAAUGCUACUGGCAUAAGUGGAGUAUUGAAUGAUACUCUUGAUCAGUGUGUUAGUAGUCUUAGAGAUGCAGUAGCUAUCAGUGAUGGAGGGAGUAUACCUAAGAAUGAUGAAUGUGUCUCAGAAUAUGUUCGUGGUAACUGUAUUGAAGUCAAAUUCAAUUGGAAAAAUAACGCCAGUGGUGUGGAUUCACCCUUUGUCAUUAGUGACGGUCUCAAUGUAAAAGUAGAAGAUGGUCUCCAUUGCAAGGCUUAUGUCCACGCUCAAGCAAAAUGGCAGCAACUAGUUGAAUUGUUAAAGGAAGAUGCCAUUAAAACUCUCACCAUUCGCAAAGAAGCUAUCCUUGCUGAACUGGUUGAUGGAGAGGAAGAAGAAAGUGAAGAAGGAGAGAAGAAGAAAAGUUGGAAAACGUUCAAGUUAAUGUUUCCAAGGAGAAUCUGGUUCAAGGAUGAAAGCAAGAAAUAUGAGUUAUGCGAGAUCGUCUUUCCCGAGGAAAAUGAGGAAGAGGCAAAAGAAAAUUUAAAAGAUAUUUGGGGAGAAGGAAUUAUCUUGACAUUAUCACAUGGUGGCAAUAAAAAUAGAAAUGGAGAAGAAUUUAAACCAAUUUCAACCACAAUGAAAUCACAAAGUGACAUUACUUCAAAGCCUGAUCAAAAAAGAGAUAGCAAGCCUUCAAAUUUAACCUAUUACCUGCUAGCUAUCCUUGUACUGUUAUUGGCAAUAGCAGUUAUAAUAUUGCUACUUUAAUUGUUAAAAGUAUUAUCAUUGUAAAUAUUAAUGAAAUAAUUGAUCAAUGCUUUCCAGAUAAUCAUGAUUACUAUCAUCAUCAAUUCUCUCUUUCUUUUUCUCUUGAACUUUUAAAAGCGAGUGAGAGUUAUUGUGGCAGUUAGGUUUGAUUGGAGGAGGUUCUGUUGGUAUGCAGACUUCCCUAACAAGUUUAUAAAACCUGUUUAAAAAUAA
Amphimedon queenslandica is the source of this 1391-nucleotide messenger RNA. RefSeq lists its product as uncharacterized. Lineage: Eukaryota; Metazoa; Porifera; Demospongiae; Haplosclerida; Niphatidae. The transcript is spliced from 7 exons. The record is from RefSeq and is a predicted model, not a curated record. The coding region runs from base 144 to 1178 and encodes 344 amino acids. Gene Ontology annotation, biological process: intracellular protein localization. Gene Ontology annotation, cellular component: endomembrane system.